CUUAGUGGUCCGGCCGGGCGCCGGAACCGCGGCGGCGGGGCGAGCCGGAGCGCGGGGAGGGACGGACCGGGCAAGAUGGCAUCCCCCGCGCGCUGGAGCCACGUGUGGGUCGGGGCCGAAACCGGCGCCCUCAAAGGCGUGAACCUGCAGCGGAAACAGGCCACGAAUUACACGAGCGCCGGGUCGCUGAGCCGGGCCCAGGGCGUCUGCACGCUGUGCUGGGGGGACGUCGCCGAGUCCGAGGUGCUGGUGGGCUGCCUGGACCGGGCCGUGAAGCUCUUCAGCACCGAGAAAGGGAAGUUCACGGCAACGCGGCUCUGCCCCGGCGGCCAGGGCCCCUUCUGCGGCCUGGCGGUUCACGGCAGCGCCCUCAUCACCUGCGUGGAGUCGGGGCUGCUCAAGGUGUGGCGCGAGGAUGACGCUGAGAACCUGGAGCUGCAGGCGGGCGCCGGGCUCUGCCGCAUGCGCCAGGACCCAGCACGGCCCCAGCGUGUCGCCACCGGCGGCCGGGACAACGGCCUCAAGGUGUGGGACCUGCAGCGGCCCCAGGAGCCCCUCUUCCGCGCCAAGAACGUGAGGAACGACUGGCUCAACCUCCACGUCCCCAUCUGGGACCGCGACCUCCAGUUCCUGCCCGGCUCUGACAAGAUCGUGACGUGCACUGGGCACCACCAGGUGCGCCUCUACGACCCCAGCUCCCCGCAGCGGCGGCCAGUGCUGGAGACGACCUUCGGUGAGCACCCGCUGACCACGCUCUCCCUCGCACCGGGGGCCAACUCAGUGGUGGUGGGCAGCGCCCGCGGGGACCUGGCUGUGAUCGACCUGCGCCAAGGGCGGCUGCUGCGGUGCCUGAAGGGCGUCGCGGGCGGCGUGCGGGGGCUCCAGUGCCACCCCCACCGGCCCCUCGUGGCCUCCUGUGGCCUCGAUCGCUUCCUCCGCGUCCACGGGCUGGGAGACAAGCGGCCGCAGCACAAGGUCUACCUGAAGUCCCGGCUCAACUGCCUGCUGCUGAGCAGCCGCCAGGACUGGGAGGCCCCGGAGGCGCCGUCCCCCGCGGCGGACGGGGACAAGGACAAGGACGGGGACAAGGAGGAGGACGACGCCGACGCGCUCUGGGCCGCCAUGGAGCCGGUGCCGCCCCCGGCCCCCCCCGGCCGCCGGCCCACCAAGCGGAAGAGCUCGGGGCUGUGAGGGCGGCGGGGGGGCGCCGGCGGCGGGGCCCCCCCGGCCGCGGCCCCAUAAAGGACUCUGUGACCCGA
Molecule: messenger RNA, 1259 nt
Organism: Dromaius novaehollandiae (emu)
Lineage: Eukaryota; Metazoa; Chordata; Aves; Casuariiformes; Dromaiidae
Gene: WDR74
Product: WD repeat domain 74
Exons: 11
Coding region: 76-1191 (371 amino acids)
Biological process (GO): ribosomal large subunit biogenesis
Cellular component (GO): nucleolus; preribosome, large subunit precursor
Molecular function (GO): protein binding
Source: RefSeq, a predicted model, not a curated record